AUGGACCUAGUUCACCCUUCUUUUGGAAACGCCGAGGACUAUACAGGGAAGGUUUUCGUUGCUCUGGUAGCCCGGCCAUCGCUGUGCACUUACGCACAUUAUGGACUUGGCGUCGAUCUCAUAGGCGACGGCGUGCACCUGCAAUUAUCGGCCAAUGACUGGCGACAGAUCAACCACCUCAUCGAGACACCGUUCACAGUUUCGGCGCCUGCGCUCUCGACGGUGACGUCAUCUCACGUGGACACUCAAGCCUCGUUAAAAGACGACGCACCGGAGGAAUCAGCCAGUGGGCUCGGCAGCAGCACAGCAAGCAAUAUGCUCAGAAACCCAUUCUGCUUCUUGGUGCAGGUUUUCGUUGCUCUGGUAGCCCGGCCAUCGCUGUGCACUUACGCACAUUAUGGACUUGGCGCCGAUCACAUAGGCGACGGCGUGCACCUGCAAUUAUCGGUCAAUGACUGGCGACAGAUCAACCACCUCAUCGAGACACCGUUCACAGUUUCGGCGCCUGCGCUCUCGACGGUGACGUCAUCUCACGUGGACACUCAAGCCUCGUUAAAAGACGACGCACCGGAGGAAUCAGCCAGUGGGCUCGGCAGCAGCACAGCAAGCAAUAUGCUCAGAAACCCAUUCUGCUUCUUGGUGCAGGUUUUCGUUGCUCUGGUAGCCCGGCCAUCGCUGGGCACUUACGCACAUUAUGGACUUGGCGCCGAUCACAUAGGCGACGGCGUGCACCUGCAAUUAUCGGUCAAUGACUGGCGACAGAUCAACCACCUCAUCGAGACACCGUUCACAGUUUCGGCGCCUGCGCUCUCGACGGUGACGUCAUCUCACGUGGACACUCAAGCCUCGUUAAAAGACGACGCACCGGAGGAAUCAGCCAGUGGGCUCGGCAGCAGCACAGCAAGCAAUAUGCUCAGAAACCCAUUCUGCUUCUUGGUGCAGGUUUUCGUUGCUCUGGUAGCCCGGCCAUCGCUGUGCACUUACGCACAUUAUGGACUUGGCGCCGAUCACAUAGGCGACGGCGUGCACCUGCAAUUAUCGGUCAAUGACUGGCGACAGAUCAACCACCUCAUCGAGACACCGUUCACAGUUUCGGCGCCUGCGCUCUCGACGGUGACCUCAUCUCACGUGGACACUCAAGCCUCGUUAAAAUACGACGCACCGGAGGAAUCAACCGUAGGCUCGGCAGCAGCACUGCAAGCAAUAUGCUCAGAAACCCAUUAUGCUUCUUGGUGCAGGUUUUCGUUGCUCUGGUAG
Messenger RNA from Dermacentor silvarum, 1257 nucleotides. RefSeq lists its product as uncharacterized. The record is from RefSeq and is a predicted model, not a curated record. NCBI's taxonomy places the organism in Eukaryota, Metazoa, Arthropoda, Arachnida, Ixodida, Ixodidae. The transcript is spliced from 3 exons. The coding region runs from base 1 to 1257 and encodes 418 amino acids.